UUAUUGGCAGUUAGGGGAGGCGGUGAGGUUGUUAAAUGUGGUUAAUUAUCAUUAACCAUGGUUAAUCUCUUAAUCGCGUUAGGCAAGAUUUGGACCUGAAAGGCUAUAAAAUGAGUGCUCCAUCACAGCUUUUCUCAUUUAUUCUUAUACAGAGAAUUUAACAGACGCCUCCGCUGUGUGUGAGGCGUAGAGAGAGAGAAGAAAACACAGACAACAAUGGCGGUUUCUGUGAGAUGGCUCUCUCUAUGCACAAUGCUGGUUCUAAUGCUGUUUGUUAGUGUAAAUUGUUCCGCAGAGAAGGUCGAGCUGAAGAACAGGUUUGAAGGAGCAGAGAAAUUGCAGAGCCCUAAAAACUCAUCCAUGGAAAUCAGGUCAAACGAUGCAUUGAAUGAGCAUGUGGUGGAAAAUCCAGAUGAAGUUGCUGCAAUGGUUGAUAUGAGCAUACGCAAUAGCACAGAAAGGAGAAAGUUGGGAUUUUUCUCAUGUGGAACAGGCAACCCAAUUGAUGAUUGUUGGCGAUGUGACCGAAAUUGGCACCUUCACCGGAAGAGCCUAGCCAACUGUGCUAUUGGCUUUGGACGGAAUGCAGUCGGUGGUCGUGAUGGCAAGUACUAUGUUGUCAGUGACCCUGGUGAUUACGACGCUGUUAACCCCCGACCCGGGACGCUCCGCCACGCCGUCAUCCAGGACAGGCCUUUAUGGAUUGUGUUCAAGAGAGACAUGGUGAUAACACUUAAACAGGAACUUAUCAUGAACAGCUUCAAGACAAUUGAUGCCCGCGGAGUCAAUGUUCACAUUGCCAAUGGUGCUUGUAUCACGAUCCAAUAUGUCACAAAUAUCAUUAUCCAUGGUCUCCAUAUUCAUGAUUGCAAGCCAACGGGGAAUGCCAUGGUUCGAAGCUCGCCUUCUCAUUAUGGGUGGAGGACAAUAGCUGAUGGAGAUGGCAUUUCAAUUUUUGGAGCAAGUCACAUUUGGGUUGAUCACAAUUCUCUAUCUAAUUGUGCUGAUGGACUUAUUGAUGCUAUAAUGGCUUCAACCGCUAUCACUGUCUCCAACAACUACUUCACCCAUCACAAUGAGGUUAUGCUAUUGGGUCAUAGUGAUUCUUAUACUAGAGAUAAGGUAAUGCAAGUGACCAUUGCCUACAACCAUUUUGGUGAGGGUCUUAUUCAAAGAAUGCCAAGGUGUAGACAUGGGUAUUUCCAUGUAGUGAACAAUGACUACACACACUGGGAAAUGUAUGCUAUUGGUGGAAGUGCUAAUCCCACCAUUAACAGCCAGGGCAACAGAUAUCUUGCCCCUGCAAACUCUUUUGCCAAGGAGGUGACAAAAAGGGUGGAAAUGGAUAAAAAUAUGUGGAAGCACUGGAACUGGAGAUCAGAGGGAGACCUGAUGCUCAAUGGAGCCUACUUCACUCCAUCAGGAGCUGGAGCAGCUGCCAGCUAUGCCAGGGCCUCAAGCUUAGGAGCCAAAUCCUCUUCCAUGGUCGCUACUCUUACUUCCAGUGCCGGUGCCCUAGCUUGUCGCAAGGGCAGGCAAUGUUAAUUUUCAACCCCAACACCAAUUGGAGAAAAACCAAAGAAACAAAGAGGAAAAGAGAGAAGAAGAAGAGAAACAGUGAGUUUCUUUCUUUGUUAAUUUCUUUCCAUUACUAUUCUGUUACAGCAGAGGUCAAUUUGAAGCCAUUAAUAGUUCAAGUCUCCAAUUAGUAUCUCACUAUCUCUCCCUGGCAAAUAUUUUGACAAAAUGUACAUUAUUUUCACAUGUUGUCAAGCUGUCAGGAUUGCCAUUGAUCGACCUCGGCCUGCUUAAGCUGCCGUAGUGUUGUUCACUUCUUUUGUUUUACUCUCACAUCUAAAUUUCUCAUACAACUUAUAUGCAACAAUCUCUCCUUGA
Molecule: messenger RNA, 1896 nt
Organism: Tripterygium wilfordii
Lineage: Eukaryota; Viridiplantae; Streptophyta; Magnoliopsida; Celastrales; Celastraceae
Product: probable pectate lyase 8
Exons: 7
Coding region: 217-1545 (442 amino acids)
Molecular function (GO): pectate lyase activity
Source: RefSeq, a predicted model, not a curated record